Messenger RNA from Cannabis sativa, 841 nucleotides. RefSeq lists its product as uncharacterized. The record is from RefSeq and is a predicted model, not a curated record. Bases 314 to 829 code for a protein of 171 amino acids. Lineage: Eukaryota; Viridiplantae; Streptophyta; Magnoliopsida; Rosales; Cannabaceae. The transcript has 2 exons.
UUCUGAGGACGUGCUAACAAAGGCAUUGGGUACACCUAAGGAAUGAGGACGAGUUCGAGGUGUAGGAUUUGGUGUGACCCCGACACAGUUUUGGAACACCCCAAGACCUAGGUCAAGCAAAGGGAAAGAGAAACAAAUCCUUACAUCUGAUGUGGAGCAACAGUUUUGCGAGCAAGAAGAGCGCAUUCGAAAACAAGAAGAACUUGUACGUCAACAACAAGAUCAAAUUCGUAAACAACAAGAACUUUUUCGACAACAACAAGAGGCUUUUCAUCGAGAACAAGAGCUAUUCCGUCGACAACAAGAAGAAUUGAUGAGAAAGAUGUUUCAAGAACAAUAUAGUUGGCGGGGAUCUUGUGGAGCUCCUUCAGGAUCGAACUCCGGAGAACAAUAUCAAGAUGCUCGUGGGCAACUGAUCCAAGGAUGUGUUUAUGUACCACAACCGCCAGCAACCUAUUAUGUACCAGACCCACCAUUAGAACCGCCUCCUAUGCCUGAGCGCCGUAAAUGUCGAUUAGCAAUACAAUCUAGAGAUAAUAUUGUUGCACUGGGGUUUCAUCUUGAUACUAGACCAAAUGACUUCAAUGUAGACAUGGGUGAAGUUGAUUGCCAUGUGACCAUCCAACACCCUAUUCAAGGAGCAGCUCCAUUGCCUUACCCCAUGGUUGACAUGGAUGUGUGCGUAGUUUCUCAAGCUACUGGGGUUGUCAUAGCAUGGCCCAAACAUCUCGUCAUAUUUCAUGAUUGGACCGAUCAGGUGACACAACUGGUUUAUUUGUCAUCUAACUAUUUAGAAAAACUACUUUUUUUUUUAAUUUUAAUUAAUUAAUAAAUCAAUAUG